AUGAGUCAGACAAGUGGAGGUGAGGCAGGAUCGCCUCCCCCGGCUGUAGUCGCUGCUGUGUACACUGCAGAUGCCUCAUCUUCCACCAUGGGCGGUGCUCGCAGUUCCUUUACCACCACUUCCAGUCCUUCUAAUUACUCUACCUCACUCACCGAUACCAAAGCUAUGCAAUCCUCUGCCACGGGGGUAAGUAAGCCAGGGGUAAGUGAACCGCUGUUAGCCAAUAAAACGGGCCGGCAGCAGACCGCGCCAUUAAGAUGGACGGUCCUAAACAUUUCUCCACCCCCGGAAGACCUGCUGGAUAGCAGUCAGAUGUCCUGUCAAGAUGAAGGGGGUGGACUGGAGUCUGAGCAGAGUUGCAGCAUGUGGACAGAAGACUCCAUGUCUAAUUUCAGCAACAUGAGUUCCCAUUCUUACAAUGAUAACAAUGAGGUCCCACGUAAGUCACGCAAGCGAAACACGAAGCAGAAGCCGGGGGCCAAGAGACGAGAUUCCAACAUGGACGUUUUUGAUGCCGACAGCGCCAAAGCUCCACAUUACGUUCUCUACCAGCUUGCCUCGGACAACAAAAGCAACUCCCAGGCUGGAAAUGGGUUGCGUCAGACACCCAGAAAGGAGGGAAAGAAGAACCCUGUGUUGUGUGAACAGUUUCCCAGUAAGAGCGAGGGAAAAGAACUGAAGAUCGUGGUGCAGCCGGAGACUCAACAUCGUGCUAGAUAUCUGACGGAGGGGAGUCGCGGUUCUGUCAAAGACCGCACACAACAGGGAUUUCCUACGGUUAAGCUGGAAGGUCAUAAUGAGCCUGUGGUGCUUCAAGUCUUCGUAGGCAAUGAUUCUGGUCGAGUGAAGCCGCAUGGAUUCUACCAGGCCUGCAGAGUUACCGGGAGGAACACGACUCCCUGCAAGGAGGUGGACAUAGAGGGCACCACAGUCAUAGAGGUCAUGCUGGAGCCCAGCAACAUGAUGACUCUAGCCGUGGACUGCGUUGGGAUUCUGAAGCUGCGUAACGCAGAUGUUGAAGCUCGGAUAGGGGUCGCUGGUUCCAAGAAGAAAAGCACACGGGCCAGACUUGUCUUCAGAGUCAACAUCCCUCGGAAAGAUGGCUCAAUUCUGACACUGCAAACCCCUUCAUCACCAAUUCUCUGUACUCAGCCUGCCGGAGUGCCGGAGAUCCUGAAGAAGAGCCUUCACAGCUGCUCGGUCAAAGGGGAGGAAGAGGUGUUUCUGAUUGGAAAGAACUUCCUGAAAGGAGCCAAGGUUGUUUUCCAGGAAAACAUUGCCGAUGACGGUUCAUGGAAAGCUGAGGCUGAAAUUGACAUGGAGCUAUUCCACCAGAAUCACCUUAUUGUGAAGGUUCCUCCUUACCAUGACCAGAACAUCACUUCCCCGGUCUCCGUUGUGAUGUUUGUUGUGACCAAUGCAGGCCGCUCUCAUGAAGUUCAGCCUUUUACAUACACUCCAGAUCCAUCAUUGACAGCCAUUCCAAACCUUCUCAUAAAGAAAGAGAUUGCCAGCUCCGCACAGUCCUGUACUUUUGAAGACUCUAUGAAAGCCGUGACCUCACCCGUUUGCAACAUUGACCAAGUGAACCUGCUCCCUCCCUCCAGAGGCUCUCCGCUUAAAUCCAGCGGCAUCAUCAAAAAUGAAGACGUGGCUCCUAUGGAGCUGACCGGAGAUCAGAGAGCUUCACCUCUGUACAAAGCAUCCAACAUUGUCGUGUCUGCCCCGCAAAACCUGGAUAAUUCCUCUCCCAAUGGGUCAUUUUCACCUUCUGUGUCCCACCUGUCUACUGAGACUGACCAACAGACUCUGUUCCCACAAGAGCCACUUUCCACCAUCCAGACACAAGACAUUGCUCAGCCCAGUAAUUUCCAAGCAUCUCCUAGCCAUAAUGAGGACACCAUCAUGCAGCAGACAACGCCAUUUCAGACAAUGGAGGCCCAGCCGAGAGAUACCUUGCAAUCUGAUAGGGCGCUGGUCACGCUGUCUCAGAUGGCCGAGGCUACACAGCAGUCCCAGAAACCGGCAUUGCAAGAACAAGCUCAAACACUGCAGCAACAGAUCUCUACCAGUCUGUUUACACCAUCAAACAGUGUUGGCCAGAUGCAGAAUACAAUUCACCAGCUUCAGCCUGGCAACUUCCAGUCCAAUGUCUCCAAUAACAACACAGAUGUAGAUUUGGUUCAGCAAGUCCUAGAGGCCCAGCAGCAGUUGUCUUGCGUGCUGUUUUCUAGUCAAGGUAGCAGUGAAAACGAGCAAUCGGCAAUUGGACAAGUCCAAGAGCAGAUCAAUGCUGGGAUAUUUCAGCCUGUUGGUUCCAUACAAAACCCAGCCGGCCAGGGGAUGUUCUCCUCUCCUGACCAAGUACAUAGCAGAUCGGAGAACGUGCUUUCUGCGAGGUCUGACAGCCUUCUCCAACAGGCUGAAAACACAUUGUCAAAUCAGCAACAAGCCAUGGAAACCAAUGCAUCCCUUGUUAUGGAGAUGCAGCAAAGUAUUCACCAGUCACAAGGGUCCAUUCAGUCUGACAUUUUCCAAGCACAGAGCCCCAGCUCGGGAGCCAUCCAGUCACCUGUGUUCCAGCACCAGCAGGGAGCCCAUUUAAUGGGUGGACUCUCCACCAGUGAAGAGAUGCAGAUGCAGUGCGACAUGUUCUCCACACAAGGUGUUGGUGGGAAUGAUGGUUCUGCAGGACAACAAGUGUCAGCAACAAACUCCAGUAUCUUUCAGUCCUCCAGCUCAGCAGAUGGUGACAGCACUUCUACUCAGCCGGAGCAAAUGCAGAGCAGUGUUUUCCCAACCAUGGUCCAAAUGCAGCACAAUGGGGAUGGCCAAACCCAAGUUGACCUUUUCGCAUCUGCAGAAGAGAUGCUUGGAGUCCAGACAAGUGGGGGACAACAACAAGGAGCUGGGCUGUUCCAGCAAGCUGGAGACAUGAUGGCACUUCAGACGGGCAACUUUUUGCAGCAGUCUCCCCACUCACACACUCAACUUUACCACUCCCAAAACACAAUAGCGGAUAAUCAGAGCAUGGCGCAAGAAACACAAGGAUCCCUGUUCCACCCCCAGGCCUCAAUGGUGCAGCAUCAGAACUCCAGUUCUGCACAAGAUCAGAUCCAGUCUUCACUUUAUCAUCUGCAAGGCGCCAUUUCUGCUUCAUCGGAGCAACCUCCCAGCAACAUGUUUUCUAUGAGCUCCUUACAGAGCAACCAAGUGCCUCAAGAGAAGCAGCUGUCUUUCUUCUCUAGCCAGAACACCCUUCCCGAACAGCAGUCAGCAUUCCAGCAACAGACGCAACUGUCACACAUCCAGAGCUCAAUGAUCACCCAGGAACAACAGCAGCAGCAGUCUCAGCAGAACUUGUUCCAGGCACAAACACAGCAGAACGCCCUCUUCCAGGCCACUCACUCCAUGGUGGGUAUGCAGAGCAGCCCUUCUCCCCAUGAACAAAGUCAGAACCUUCUUUUUAGUGCACAGAGUUCUAUGGCCAACAUGGCUUCACCUGAGCAACAGCAAAGCAUGAUGUUUAGCCAAAGCCAGGAACAAAUGGGCACCCAGGAUCAGCAGAACCAGGCCAUGUUUCACACACAAAACAUGGAGUUUCAGGCCCAAAGCCCGGUCACCUCUCAACAUGAGCAGCAACAGGCACCCAUGUUUCACAACUCCCCUCAGCUCCAGCUCGUUCAGCCCUCCCCAACUUCUCCAGAGCAACAAGUGACACUAUUUAUGUCCUCUGCCUCCAUGUCUGCUCUGCAAAGCAGUAUGGAACAGGAACUUCAGCAGACAAGCUUGUUCCCUCAGUCCAUCCAGGGAACUACACCCCCUCCUCAGCAACAGGCCUCUAUGUUCCACAGUCCUGCAGGGGGCGCCAUGAGCCAGAUGCAGAGUGCAUCAGCAUCCUCUCCACAAGCCACCGGAAUGUUCCUGUUUGGAAUUCAGAACAGUAAGUUUUUAGUUUUUUUUUUUUUACAUUUUUUAAGGCAUGUAUUUGAUUAA
Messenger RNA from Staurois parvus, 3996 nucleotides. Lineage: Eukaryota; Metazoa; Chordata; Amphibia; Anura; Ranidae. The record is from the annotation of a GenBank genome assembly.